AUUAGCCUCCUAAUGGUGCGCCAUUAUGUUGCCGCCCACGGGACGGGUUGGCUUGGCGUUUGAAAUCUUCAUCCAUCACAUGUCCUACUUCAAAUCAGAAAACUCCCAGACCAGCAUGAUAAGACUCGCGUCAAGGUCCGACCUUGCAAUGAUUCUUGCUGAAAAAUAGAGCUGGUUUCCAUAUGUUCGAGUCCAUUCGGUUUUCAAGUGUCGAAUUUUUGGAUUUCAAGAAGCAUGUGCGUCGCGUGGACGACUCGGAUCGAUGAGGCCUUGAGGAAUUUGGUUUUUAACGUCUUUGCAUCAUGCAAAUAGUCACGGUAUCCAUCACUUGUCGCGAAAGUCAUGUGCAUAACACGAGGCGGCCUUGGGCAACAAUGCGGAUGAAGCGCUUGGUUCCAACUUCCAACAACAAACUCCAUGGAAAACCCGGUCUUGGAACAACUCGAAGGUCAAGUUCAUCAUCCAUUCGAAACUGCUCACCUAUUGCCAGAUGAUGUCCACAAGUGUUACGAAAUCAUAUGCGCCUCGAAUGAAAAACUGGAGCAGGAGUUGGAAAUAGCUGAUUCUAGAGGACGCGAGGAUUAUGACAAGGACCUGGGACGAUGGAAGAUAGAAGCACGGAAACUCGGUGAUAGCGAGCUUCAGCCCAGGAAGUUCGCGUUCAUUGGAAGAACUGGAGUUGGCAAGAGUACCGCAAUUAAUGCAAUACUAGGUGCGCCCGUAUUAUCGACGGCAGCUGAUGUGACAUGUACAUCCGUUCAGACGGAAGUUAUCUACGAAAAUUUGCCUCCUUCAGAGUGGAGGGUGAGGGUCCAAUUCAUUGAGGAGGAUGACUGGGAAACUACUCUAUUUAACAUGCUAGAUGACCUAGAAGUAUACCGUGACCGAGGCCCUUCGAACAACGGGCGGGGUACUCAUGAUGAUAGUGGGCCUGCGAUGGAGGCAUGGGAAAUGUUGAAACAGGUGUAUCCUCACCUUCGUACCCUAUCGUUCCCCCCGCCUGAGCAAGAUGUACAUACACUUCUUGAGCAUGAGGCUGUAGCGUCCAAGCUUGGAACUGAGAUCUCUAUAUGCGGCGUAGGCUUCGACAAACUGGAAGUACAGCUUCGGCCGUAUCUGACCUCAUACUCAAACAUUGCAGCGGGGGGGCCACCCGAGUCAUCUGUCUGGCAUCUAGUAGACAAGGUUCGUAUCUAUGGAGCAUUCGAGGUACUCGCAUCCCGUGCAGUUGCGCUCGUAGACGUCCCUGGCUUUGGGGAUGCAAAUAAAACGAGAACAAAUCGAACCGAGGAAUACCUCAAAACCGCUGAGGUUGUUGUAUUAGUUGCAGAUAUCAAGCGGGCAGUCGAUGACCAGGUCAUGCGCGAUUACCUUAAGAAGUUCCUGCGAACAAUGAUUAGAGUAGACGGAAGCAUGGAGUCACUUUUAAUAGUCCUUACUGGAGCAGAUGUGCCAAUUAACGAGGACCAAUUACAUCAUCUCGAUGCAAAGCAACGUGGUGUAAUCCAGGAAAUGUGUCAGGCUAUCGACAGACUCGACGACAGCCUCAAAGAAGUCGAGGAUAGCAGCAAGAAAAUCAAUUAUACUAAUUUGGCCGCAUUCAAAGAAAUCGUGGAGCUUCAGCAGAGGCAGCGUGACAUAACCAGUAAGUUGCGAACCAAGCAGGCUGAAAAGAACACAUACAUCGCACACCAACGAGCUGCUCGUGUACGAGAGGUCUUUCUCCAUCUCUAUCGUCAAGUAUACCACAACAUCAGUAAACAGGAUACCGCUAAAGAACCCCCUCCACUACCCGUUUUUUGUGUUGGGAGCACAGAUUUCAACCAACUUUUGAGUGUGGGCGGACGCAACAGAGCUCCUUUGGUUUUUACCAACCCCGAAGAUACUGGUAUACCGCAAUUGUGUCGACACAUCCACGACUUUGGCCGCAAAAGAGCACUUUCCGACAUCAAGACCCAUAUAAAUCAAUGUACCUUGCUAUGCGCCGAAGUCAAUAGUUUCUUCAAACUUCUCUCCGCCAGGAACGAUUCCAUGUCAAAAACCCAUGAAAAAGCAGCAAGAAGUGCAUUGACAAAGUUUAAACGCCUUGUCGAGGAGACAUGCGAGGAAUCAGGAGGUAAAAUCGACAAGAGCAUCAAGGAGCUGGAGAACGCUCUUCGAGACGAAGCUGAGAAUGCCGCUGACUGCAGUCUCGGCAUCAUUAUGUCGCUUGGACUAUGCUACCGAUAUCAGACCUAUCGUGCUGUCAUGCGCAGAGAGGGCGAAUGGCAAUCGAUCGAUCUAAAUGAGGACCUCGUACGCGACAUGUUGGAAGGGAGUGUUUCAAGUAUAUGGCACGAAUUGUUCAAUGAUUCCUGGAAAUCAGAACUGGAGUUACUCAUUUAUUCGAUUUUGGGUCACUAUCGUGCGGCGAUAGGCUCUAUCAAGGACGGAGAGAAACAAAACGCAAAACCAAAAAUUGCAACACGCGUUCAAGAUGCCAUCAAGGCAGAAGACACCUUGGAUACCGCAAAACGGCGCUAUUUAUUUGCCAUUUCGAAGAUGCAAAGAGAAUUUGGUGGAUCCUUCAAAGGAUUCAUUCGUAACGAGCUUAAAGCUCAUUACGAUCUCGUUGGAAGUGAGUGCGGCAAAGGAAUGCUCCAACGAAUGAAGGACAUGAAUGAGGAGUACUUUCGUACGGAUAACGCGCAAAAACUAUAUUCUGGCCUUGUCGAUGAUGUUAUGUUGGCUAUUCGCUGCGCCAAAAAUGCAGGAGACAGGGCGCUCGAGGAAACAAUUCCUCGACUAUGUGCUCACAUCGAGCGCAGGUUUGUCUUCAUUCGGAAAAACGAUAAAAUGAGCAAAGACACACGGAAGAAGAUGCUGACAUUCCUCGAUGAACAGUACAUCAAAUCUCUGGCAGAGGUCACACUCAUCACGGAUAGGUACGAAGAGCGCGAUACGACACCGAUGGAGUAAUGCGCCGAUGUACGGAUAUUGGUUGUACUUCUUAAGACUCGUAAAUCUUCCUUGUGUAUAAUUACUUUACAGUUACUUGAGCUUGGGACAUAUGUAUGCACGUUCUCGGAAUAACACACUUAUCAUUCAUAUUGGUGUAACU
Molecule: messenger RNA, 3100 nt
Organism: Suillus plorans
Lineage: Eukaryota; Fungi; Basidiomycota; Agaricomycetes; Boletales; Suillaceae
Exons: 28
Coding region: 418-2958 (846 amino acids)
Source: RefSeq, a predicted model, not a curated record